UGUCAACAUGUCCCAAGUGUCAUUGAAACAAAGUUUCCAGGGUCAGCUGCCGUACAGCACUUAAACUGCGCUGGUGGCUGAAUUCCUACAGGGUUCAUUUCUCAGCCUUGUUAUGCUUGUGCUCUCUUCUUCCUAUGAUUGCGCCCAUAAACCAACACGCCAUAGCAACCACACUUGGUCUCGAACGGCCGAAUUCGGUUGUAUCAAGCUUUGACAUCACCGUGCGAAGCCCGAUCGGGACAGGACCUUUUUCGAUUUAGGGCAAUGAAAAUAUUCUGGGCUACGAGCUCGGCCAACAAAGACUAUAAACAACGAUUCGAGGUUCCAUUCGUCGGUAGUAUUGGCCCGUGACAAGGCUCGCCUCUUCCCCCUUCUGCGAGUUGAUUGACAACAAGACCUGCAAAGGCAUCCUUGACCUACAAGAAUCUAAAGUUCGAUUAUGGCGAACACAUCGGCAACACAAACACCAAGAACAGACACCACACAAUCUCCCGGAUCAGCAUACACGCAAGGCCACUCAGCGGGCGUAGUAGCCUCGCACGCGAGCCGGACGGUAGAGAAUUCAGCGGCGUUCCUGACUCCGCAUCUGCAGCCCGGCUACACGCUUGUCGACUUGGGAUGCGGACCGGGGACAAUCACGCAGGGAUUCUGUGCCCUGGUACCACAGGGGCGGGUGAUUGGCAUCGACGCCUCGGAAGAGGUCAUCUCCCAGGCGCGUAGCCGGGCGAGGGAAACAACAACGUCGUCAUCAGCGACCCUUGAGUUCCAGGUUGGUGAUAUCACGUCACGGCUACCAUUUGCCGAUGAGUCCGUCGACGUCGUCUACACGCACCAGACACUGUGCCACAUCCCAGACCCGGUGGCGGUGAUCAAAGAAGCGUUCAGGGUGCUCAAGCCAGGAGGCCUGUUUGCGUCGCGCGAGUACGACCACAUGACCUGGCAUCCGUCUCUGCCAGGGCUGGUCGCCUACACCGAGUCAAUGGACCGGGCCAUUCGAAGCAGUGGGGCUCAAGGGUCCCAGUCUGGCCGCAACCUGCAGACUUGGGCAUCCCAGGCAGGCUUUGAUCGUGCCAAGAUGCUGGUCGGCGCAGGUACGACGUGCCACGUUGGGUCGGAGGCCCAAUGGUGGGCUGGCGUCAAUAUCGACCGAUUGCAGACCGAGGUUGGUGCUGGAUGGUUGACCAAAGGCAUUGUUACGUCCCAGCAGGACAUUGGCAGCAUGAUAGGGGAUUUUCGUCGUUGGGCAGCAGAUGACCGUGCCUGGUAUGUCAAUCUUCAUGGUGAGAUUGUGGCUCGUAAAUAGGUAGAGCAUUCUACGAGCUAUACCAGGUCACGCUAUUCUAGUGAAAUCAAUUUCACUUUCUUUCUUUUUUUGCAGUUUGAAGCGUUACGGUAAGAGUUAUGGCUUGCUAUCCUGGGUUUUGAUACUAUUCCAGCCACAAUGAUUAAU
Exophiala mesophila is the source of this 1450-nucleotide messenger RNA. RefSeq lists its product as uncharacterized. Gene Ontology annotation, molecular function: sterol 24-C-methyltransferase activity. Lineage: Eukaryota; Fungi; Ascomycota; Eurotiomycetes; Chaetothyriales; Herpotrichiellaceae. Bases 440 to 1303 code for a protein of 287 amino acids. The record is from RefSeq and is a predicted model, not a curated record. Gene Ontology annotation, cellular component: endoplasmic reticulum. The transcript is spliced from 2 exons. Gene Ontology annotation, biological process: sterol biosynthetic process.